AUGCGCAAAGGCAGCCCGCCUGUCGAUGUCACACCGCCCGGCCUCCUGCCGGCGUCUCCGUCUCACAGCUCAGACGGCCAACCGUCCGCUCAGUCGGUAGACCUCGACAUGGACGUUGGGGGGGCAGCAGCGGAGCAGCCGGUGGGGCGGUCAAGCGCUGUGUGGCUGCCUCUGCCGUCGCCGCGCGUGCAGGAGGAGUCCGCCGGCUUGGUAGCGCAUGAAACGAGGCGGCAAUCAUCGGGGUUGGUUGCGCGGAAGCAGCAGAAGAGCGAGAGCAGAAAUGUUCCCUGGUUGUUUCACCAGCUGCUUCAGGCGGACGCGGCGAGCGAGGAGCGCGUGGAGGCAGCGGAGCAAAGAAAGCAGAUCCCACGGCGAAAGUCGCUUGAGACGAGACGGGUGAGCAGAGAGGCACGUGCUCGACAGCAGGACAAGGAAGUCAGGGCGGCGGCGCGCGAUCACUCGCUAGAAAGAAUAGCGCGCCACCGAUCAGCGAACGUGGAUCGGAACCGUUCGAUCCAACUAGGUAGCACGCGAGAAGCACGGACGCGUUGGCCGCAGCGACGAAGCGCAGCUGAGCGUCGCGCGGACGACAAGGCAGCGGCGAGUUCGGACAGCUCGUCCGACAGCGAAUGCGAAAGUAGAGUCGAGGGCGCGCGCAGGGGGCAGGAGGGACGCGAGAGGAAAGGAAGAGAGACGACGAACGAUAACCCAGUGGGGGCUAUGAGGGAAGGAGGCAAAGCAACAGAUUUCCUGCACGACGGGUUGGGGGCCGCCGUGGGAGAGGAGUGGGGCACGCGAGACGAGGGGCUUGAGGUAGAGGGGCCGGAGGACGCGGGGCGUGAUAUUGGCAUCCUGGUGAUGGGACACCCCGUGCUGCCGCACGACGUGCCUGCACGCAGCGACGCUGAGCAUUGGGAGAGCCAGGCGGCGGGAGAGAGGGCGGGAGUGCGCGAGGGGGAGGGGGAGAUUAAAGACCAAGUUGAGAACGAGGGCGCGGCGGUGCGGUUGGCGGGGUUACUAACGGACGACAUGUUGCAGUGCAGCUUCAUGGACCCGGGCAAGCGCGCGCUGGGCCUCGCGCACGACCACGACGACGUCGAUGGCGAAGCUUCUCACGACCGCCGUGCACGUGCCAGCGCCAAUGAUCAUUUGCACGCAUCGACUCAUGGGAGCAGCGAUGCCACCCUCUCGCACCACCGCCUCUUUCCUCCCCUCUCCCACGCCUCGCCUGCGUCUGCGCCCACUCUCCACAACUCCUUGACGGGCGCAAUCGAUGUCCCGCGAGGCGGUCUCGUGUUUGGCGUGCCCGUAUCCGCUCCGCUUCUUGCCUCCUCCGCUUCCCUACCGCCCUUUGCCCCCACCGCCAAUUCUUCCGCCACGUUCGGAACGCCCGCGGUGACACGGCUGCCGCUGUCGGUACUGCAGCACGGGUCGCUCGUGUGUCUGCUGGCCGGCUCCUCGCGACUGGCGGCCAUGCGCUAUCAAGGAAGGUGGGAGCUGGGCACGCCGACGCCGUCAAGCGCUGACGACGGCUCCAACCCCCUCGCGGCCUCACCCGCCGACCCGCUCCGCCGCUCCGCCCACGCCGCGUCGCUGGCUGUGUGCGCGUCGCUGACGGGAGGGCUGGGCCGCUGGCCGCUGGACUGCCUCUUCGUGCUGCUCGUCGUCGCGCCCGCCCGCAUCGCGCUGCGCUCCCUCGCCGCCGACGGGCGCUGCCUCUCCGCCGCGCUGCUGCCCGGAGAGCGCGACUCGUUCCGCACUUGGUCCGUGGGCGACGCGGAGACCUGGGAGGUUCUGCCCGCCAACUCCGUAGGGGAGGGGGUCGCGGAAGCAGGGGAGGCGGGCGACGGGAGUGCGGAGAGCGCGGGCGGGUGGAGCUGGGGGAGGGAGGGCGUGGUGGAGGGCGGAGUGCUGCUGCGCAGCUGCGCCAGCCCCGCGCGCGUGCUGGACGUGGCGCUCUUUGGGCUGCUCGCCAAGACGCUCUCCGCGUGGCGCCACAUGGAGGCCGCCGCCGCCGCUGCGCCGCUGCUGCACUACCAGGUGAAGCAGCUGCACCAGCGAGUGGGCGAGGAGGAGGCGGCGAGGCGAGAGGCGGAGGGGGCGAUGGAGGAGCGGCAGCAGCGGUGGGAGGAGGAGAGCGCGCGCAUGCGCGCGGAGGCGGAUGAGCAGCGCGACACCAUCGAGCAGCUCCACGACCAAGUGAACUCGCUCGGCGCGGAUCUUGAGCGCGCCGUGGCGCUGCUUGAGGCCGCCAGGCCCGCGCUGAAGGGGGCGCGCGGAGGGCCGCAGCGGGAAGCGGAGUGGGCGGAAGUGGAUAGCAUGGGGAAGGCGACUGGCGCGGAGGGCACGGGAGGCAGUGCGGGGAGUGAGGCGAGGGGAGGCGAUGGCAGGGUACCGGCGGGUGCGGACGACGAGGGGGAAGAUGCGGGCGAGGCAAGGUGGGCGGUCGCGAGCGGCGGAAGCAGCAGUUUUACUUCCGCCACUCCCCAUGGCCCCCCCAGCCGUGCGCCUCCCACUCGCGCCCCUCCCGCCCCCGGCGCCAGUCACGGAGCGCCGCGGGAGGGGCAGCGCGACAGCCGCGGCGGCGGCAGCAGUGGCGCUCGCUCCCCCGUCACCAACGGCAGUUCGGCCGUGGCUCGCGCGCUCUCCGCCUCCUCCGCCUCCCCCUCUGACUCUGAGUCCGACUGCAGCAGCGGCGCUUCCCCCGGCCGCCGCAGACCCUCGUACGCCAUUGCGGAGCAACCGCAGCUCCGCGCGCACUAUCGGCCAGCCAGCGACGGCGGCAACAAGUUUUGGCAGGCGGCACGAUCGGCGGGCGGUAGGGGAGGCGCGGAGACGCGGAACGAGAGCGAUGCGGCUUCGGUACGGGCCGAGGGGAAGGGUGGCUCGCACGGCGCGCAGGGCGCUUCAGCCGUGGAGUCGGGCGUGUUGCUUCGCCGAACCUUCUCUCCCAUGCGCGGCCGCCGCAGCCUCUCGUCGUCGAGAGCGGACGCGGGCGCAAGCCGAGGGGUGGGGGACGCGGGGGGCGCGAGAAGCGCACUGCAGCAUGUGAUGGGGAGGGCUGCGGGGGCUCUGGGGGCAAGGGGGGCGCGCGUGGGAGAGAGCGCGGAAGAAGGGCGGCGGGGCGGAGAGGAGGCGGUGGCCGUUGGGCUGAGAGGAGAGGGGGAGGCUCGCGCGCAGCACGGGGAGGGCGGGGACGGGAUGGGCGGAGACGUGGAGGGAGCGAUGCAGGCUACGGCGCAGCGCGGGGCGCAUCAGGGGGGGGCGGGCCCGUGGGUGGCGGAGCAUCAGCGCGUGGUAGUGCUGGAAGAGGUGGCGCGUGGGGAAGAGGGGGCGCGCGGUGAGGCAGAGGAGGCGAGAGGCGCGAGCGCCGCGAGUGGGGGGAGCGAACCGAGUGGUACGAGUGGCAUGAGUGGAAUGAGUGGAAUGAGUGGGGUGGACGAGGAGUGGGAGGAGCAGUGCACGGAGCAGGGAUGGGUGCUGCGCCCUGUGUCACGUGCAGGGGCGGGGUCAGGGGCAGGGUUGAAUUCACAGGCUCGCUCGUAUGGCGUGUGCUGCACUGCCGACGAUGACGUGGCGGAUGACGUGGAGGAUGAGGUGGACUCGGAGCAGGUGCGGCAGUCACAGCAGCAGGCACGGAUGGGUGGGAGCGCGGGAGAGGGCAAGCGGGAGAGCAGUGGGGGGAGCAGAAGCAACACUGGGAGUGGGUCGGCCAGGGGCGGUGCAGCAGCAGUGGUAAGGCCAGAAGCCAUGGCAGGCGCAAGCAGCAGGAUGGUAUGCAGCGGGGCAGCAGCUCGUGCUGCCCUCGAGGGGCGUCAAGAGGGGCCUGGCGCUGCUGCUGCUGGCGCUGCUCCCGCUGGUGCUCUUUCUGGUGGUGCGAGCAUUGGAUGGACACGGGGUUCCACAGGAGGGGCAGGGGCACAGGCGCAGGCAGCGGAGGGCGGGCGGGCAGGGGCGGGGGCGGGAGAGGAGCCCCCCUCGGCGCUGAAGCAGCGUGUGGCAGCCCUGCGCUCGCGCGUCUCCGCCCUGCGCUCCACCUCCUCCACUCUCCUCGCCCCCACUCCUGCCACCGCUGCUGCCACUGCCACUGCCGCUGCCACUGCCGCUGGCGCUGGCGCUGAUGGUGGGAGAGGGGCGGGUGGGGGCGAUGCUGGGGUGGCACAGGGAGCGGAGCAGGGAGGGGGUGGUGCACGCGUGGGGGAAGGCCAGGCAGAGGCUAGACGGGGGGGGCUUGCAGGCAUACGAGAGAGUGGCAGUGAGCAGAGUGGCAGCGGGAGGAGUGGCAACGACGGCAGCAACAUGUCGGGCAGCGGCGGUGGUAAUUACGGUGCCGCCAUUCCCGCUCGCUUGACAGACGCCGCUGCUGCUGCUGCCAGGGGCCUUGUGGGCGCGGCUCACAGGCAGUUUGGUGCUGGCAGCCAGGCGGAUGGGCGGCAGGCAGGGUGGCAGGGGAGUGGGAUUGAAGGGAGGGACGUGAGGCAGGGUGGGAGGGGCGUGGAGGAGGGGAAUGGCGGUGCUGGUGGGGAGAGAUCGGCAGUGGUGCUGCGAGAGAGGAGUGGCAAUGUGCCGGAAGGGCCCACCAGGGAGCUCAAGAAGACUGCAAAGGCAGCAGCGCCCGCAGCAGCCCCAGCAGCAGCAGCAGCAGGGAGAGGUGGGCCAAGGCCAGGCCUUGUGCCAGUGGAGCCAGGGGAGCGGCAUCUGCAGUCGCUGCUGCCCGUGCGCGUGCUGGUGAGGGAGAGGACCUUGCAGCAGGGGGGAGAGGCGGCAGGGGCCCAGCAGAGCAGCGGUGAGGGUGGUGUGUGGCACGGGGGCAUGGAGCAGGGAAGGGUAGUGGGGAGGGACAUGCGUGUCCCCGGUCGCACUCUCUCAUCCACCUCUCCGUCCUCUGACUCGCACGCCCCCCCUGCACUCUUGCACUCGCCCCGCCACCCUCACGGCAGCAGCAGCCCGCGGAGGCAGGCAGGGCAGCAGCGGGUGGACCUCGUCGCCCUCGCGGCGGCUGUGGGCCGUGGGGCGGUCCACAGAGAGGCGCGCAGAGGAGCGGUGUGGGGGGCGAGGGCAGAGUGGGGCGUGGGGGAGGGGCACAGCAGAGCAAGUGCAGGAGGACUCGAUGAGCAGCACAGGAGGAGGAGCGGCAUGUGUGCACGGCUGUCUGGGCAUGUGAGACAAUGCGGCUAUCAGAAAGAGAAGUGCACUGUCCUCUCAUCCCCAUCGCUGUUGCUCCUCCUGCCCCGUCACUGCACCCUUCCCAACCCCCUCUCUCUGCCACUGCUUCUCACGCAUAUUCUUCAUCCCUUUGCCUCUCCCUCCUCUACACCCCCUUGCACUCAUUCUGUCUCUCCUGUUGCUCGUCUCCCUCCAGGAGUGUGCACGUAA
This is a messenger RNA of Closterium sp. Naga37s-1, 5376 nucleotides long. Lineage: Eukaryota; Viridiplantae; Streptophyta; Zygnematophyceae; Desmidiales; Closteriaceae. The record is from the annotation of a GenBank genome assembly.